AUGCCCCGCGUGCUCCAUCUCGGUCAGGCUGUAGGCAAGCCUGGGGAAGUAUACUACCUUCUACAGCUCAAGGAGGUUGAGAUACCUGUCCCCGGAGACAAUGAGGUCGUCGUCCGACUCAAGGCGGCUGCGCUGAACCACCGCGCCUUAAUUGCUGGGCUUGGGAGAGGGGUUAAUGACCGCUCUCUCCUUGGGCGAAACGUCCUCUUAACACCUAUGCGAGGCUGGAUAUCAGACCCAGCUAGUCCAGAGGACCCUAAAAAGUGGUCUAUCACUGGAUCAACCCGUCUCCACAAUGUGGGCACAGCGCAAGACUACGUUUGCGUUCACCAGGACGAGGUUGUACAGGCCCCGAAGCAUCUGUCUGCCGUGGAGGGUGCCGCUCUCCCACUGGUUGGACUCACAGCCUGGCGGGCAUUGAGUACCACAGCUGCUGUUCAACCAGGACAGAACGUCUUAAUCACAGGCAUCGGAGAUGGCGUUGCUAUUACAGCUUUACAGUUCGGCGCGGCUAUGGGCCUCAAUGUCUUUGUUACCUCUGGUAGUCAGGAAAAGCUUGACAGAGCCAGGAGUUUGGGAGCCCAAGGCGGUGCAAUAUACAAAGAGGAAAAAUGGGAAGCCGAUAUUUGCCAGCAACUUCCAUCAUCGAGGCCGUAUAUUGAUGCUGUUAUCGAUGGAGCAGGGGGUAAUAUCGUCAGCAAAGCUGUAAAGCUUCUCAAGCCUGGUGGUGUCAUUGUCCAAUAUGGCAUGACCGUCGCCCCAAAGAUGAACUGGACUAUGCCGGCCGUUCUUCUGAACGCAGAGUUAAAGGGAACCACGAUGGGCUCCAGGCAAGAGUUUCGGGACAUGGUCGCCUUCGUCGACCCCAAGGGAAUUAGACUAGUGAUCAGCAGAACAGUCUAA
This is a messenger RNA of Clonostachys rhizophaga, 903 nucleotides long. The record is from the annotation of a GenBank genome assembly. Lineage: Eukaryota; Fungi; Ascomycota; Sordariomycetes; Hypocreales; Bionectriaceae.